Myxocyprinus asiaticus (Chinese sucker) is the source of this 2851-nucleotide messenger RNA. Its product is annotated as alpha-2,8-sialyltransferase 8B-like. The transcript has 6 exons. Gene Ontology annotation, biological process: oligosaccharide metabolic process; N-glycan processing. The coding region runs from base 288 to 1436 and encodes 382 amino acids. The record is from RefSeq and is a predicted model, not a curated record. Gene Ontology annotation, molecular function: alpha-N-acetylneuraminate alpha-2,8-sialyltransferase activity. Lineage: Eukaryota; Metazoa; Chordata; Actinopteri; Cypriniformes; Catostomidae.
AGUGUCAGCUGGAGGAAAAGCGGAGAGAGGACGUUCGUGUUUUACCUUCUCUCUUUUACUUUCGCUAAGGUGGAAGAAACAUAAGCAUGAGGACGUGAAAUGUAUGCUAACAGUUCGCUAACCUGCUUGGGCAGUUAGAAUGGUCAAGCUUUGCAGAGAAAAGGGCGGAAAAUUACCUUUGUUGCCCAGCGCGAGGAACCAGUGUGAAAGAAGAAUAGAUUUACAUUGCGCGUUCUAGUUCAACGUAUUUCUGGAAUCGCUCAGCCUGGAGAGGCUCUCAUCAAGUCAUGUCUUUUGAAUUUCGAAUAUUGAUGUAUGGAAUCGGGACUGUCCUUGUUAUAUUUGUCAUUAUAUCCGAAAUAUCGGAAGUAGAAGAAGAAAUCGCGAACAUUGAGGAUUCACAGAAAUAUCCCUUUAAAAGCUUUGUCCUUCAGUCCAACAGAAAUUCGGUCCUGAAUGCUAUUCCUACAUCCCUUGUCAGCUACAGCAAAGGCAUAGUCUCUUCCUCUCCAGCUACACUGCCACGAAUAAAAAGCAAAACCAGCAAUUUGUCCUCACCUGAAUGGACUUUUAACAGAACCUUGUCUAACCUCAUCAGGAAAAACAUUUUGAGGUUCCUAGAUGCUGAGAGGGACAUCUCAAUUCUUAAGAGCACCUUUAAACCCGGUGAUGUCAUUCAUUAUAUUUUUGACCGCCAGAGCACCACAAAUAUCUCUGAGAACCUCUACCACCUCCUGCCGACAGCAUCCCCCAUGAAGAACCAGCAUCAUAAACAAUGUGCCAUCGUAGGGAAUUCUGGGAUAUUACUGAAUAGCAGUUGUGGUCGAGAGAUUGAUGCGCAUGACUUUGUCAUCAGGUGUAACCUGGCUCCAGUGGAAGAGUAUGCUGCUGAUGUGGGCUUGCGCACCAGUCUGGUGACCAUGAACCCUUCUGUGGUGCAGCGUGCCUUUCAGGACUUGAACAGUGAGGAGUGGAUACAGCGCUUCGUCCACAGGCUGCAGAGCCUCAGUGGAAGUGUGCUGUGGAUCCCUGCCUUCAUGGCCAAAGGAGGAGAAGAGAGAGUGGAGUGGGCCAUCCGCCUCAUUCUUUUACAUACUGUCAACGUCCGCACUGCCUUCCCCUCCCUGCGCCUGCUCCAUGCCGUCCGAGGGUACUGGCUGACCAAUCACGUCCCGAUCAAGAGACCUACCACUGGACUCCUGAUGUAUACCAUGGCCACACGUUUUUGUGAUGAGAUCCACCUAUAUGGCUUCUGGCCUUUCACAAAUGAUCCUAAUGGCAAACCAGUCAAAUAUCACUAUUACGACAAGCUAACUUACCAAUACACAUCUGGUGCCAGUCCCCACACAAUGCCUCUGGAAUUUCAGACUUUAAGUGCUCUUCACAGACAGGGGGCACUGCGACUGCACACAGGACCAUGUAAACCUCCAACAUGAGCUGUGCUUCUAAAGCCUCUGAUGAUGCUCAUUUGAAGUGGUUAGCGUGUCAUACACUGAGAAAAAACAAAAAAAACAAACCUGUGGAAGACUUGUGUAAGAUAGAUUUUGCAAAUAGCGACAGAUCCUGUAAAGAAUUUAGUUAGCCUGAAUUUGUCAGGGGAAUAUCUGACUUAUUAUGACCAAAUGAGAAUGCAAUACAUGGACAGAAUGGGGUGUGUGUGUGUGUGUGUGUGUGUGUGUGUGUGUGUGUGUGUGUGUGUGUAUGUAUGUGUGUGUCAGUCAAAAGGAAAGCAAUUUUUUUUAGUACCCAAGGAAGGUUAUUUAAAUAUUUUCUUGUCCGUCACUUAUUUACAUCCCAUAACAAAUAUCUUAAAUCAAAUUGGUUUAUUAUUGUUAUUUUAAGUGGCUACUUUGAAUGUCUCAUGCUCAUGGAAGCAUAUCUGUGAGAGAAUAAAAUAGGAUUUUCAGCCUAUACAGAUAGCCUAAGCAUUUUGGGCGUAAAAAUUGUUGUAACUUGAGUUAAGAAUGUAAUUUCUUUGUUGCCUUUAUAGUUGCCUUUUUAUGUGUUUGUUUGUUAUGCCCAUAGACAGCAUGACUGCAGUGCCAGUCACACAAUGCUGUGUUUGUAGUACAAGGUACAAUUUAGACAUCUAUAUUUUAGCAAUAACAUAAUAUUUAAAUUGUUUAAAAAUGGGUUUCACCACUACCGUUACGUACAUUUGUUUUUUUAACAAUAAUUUAGUGCCUGAAGUCAGGGCCACAAUGGUCCUCUAUGGUUUAGCUUACUCAUUGGGACCCAUAGAAAUUUUGUCCCUGGCCCUGUGAAUUUAAGGGACAGCCCUGACUGAAGUAGGAAAAAAAAAAAAAAAGACUUUUGCUGCAUUGUACCCAAAUGACACUUGAUAAAGUUGCCUUAGAAAGAUAUUGUGAGUAGUGUCGUGACCAUUAGCAGGUGUCAAAUUUACUCUGUUCCUACAGAAGAAGUUGUCGUAUUUUCUAAAGCUCUGAAAUGUUAUUGUUCAGUAAUACUUGUGUUGGGGGAACAUGUACUACAACCCUCUAAACACGUUUGGCGUUUGGUGCCGGGUUUUAAGAUGUUUGUACAGCAAAGGCAGCUAUCACAGUGAAUGGAGCCGCACAGUAAAUGCUAAUAACUAUUUGGAAGCCAAAUCCAGAACACUCCCAGCUGUUCACACACUUGUGUAUACUCAAGGAUGGUCAACUGGAAACAGCGUUUGGGUACGUUGACUAUGUAAACUUAAAAAUGUGUUGAAGCCACAUAGUAUCUUCUUUAGAUAACAAAAAGUGGCUUUUCGGGUGGGGGCAGGGGAUGAAAUGUUUUGCAGUUCUUUUGUAUGUGACAUACAGUACUUGUUUAAGUGAAUGUAUUUGUGAUAAGUUAUGAAUAAAGA